AUGAAGUGCGCAACAAUUGCUCUAAUGAUAUCCGCAAUAAUGAGGUGCAGCGAUUGCACCCAUUACGAUCAAAGCCAAUCCGGCGAUUUCAAUGUUCAAGUGGGUUUGAAAGAUUUACAGAUUAUAGCACUUUUGAGCGGCGGAAAAGAGGAAUAUGUGGAUUACGAUUAUGCCUAUGAUUACAACGAAAUGACGAUAAAGCCUCAGAACCGGACGACGCCGCGGCCGUUAAACGCUUCGACCGGUACGGACACCUCUGUCGUGUCCGAUAAAACGACGUCGGCUCCGCCGGGACAGACGGACGCUCCGACAAAAGCUCCGACCGAAUCGUCCGAAACUCCGACAGACGUGACCGUUAUCGACUAUAAUACGACGAUAAAAAACUCAAUUGAUAGUUCAACAGAAGCUCUGCCGAAUAAUAGAAAUUCAACCGUUAACUCUAAUUCUACUGCGAAUGUUACGAGGUGCAAGAAAGGUUUUGUCCUAAAUUACAAAGGAGAAUGUGAGUUGAAAUUACAUGGAACGGGAAACGCAUUAUUAAAAUUAGUGAAACUAUCACAAAAACUGAAAUUGAAAAGGGAAAACAAAGACGACUAG
This is a messenger RNA of Leptosia nina, 597 nucleotides long. NCBI's taxonomy places the organism in Eukaryota, Metazoa, Arthropoda, Insecta, Lepidoptera, Pieridae. The record is from the annotation of a GenBank genome assembly.